Molecule: messenger RNA, 1725 nt
Organism: Fonsecaea erecta
Lineage: Eukaryota; Fungi; Ascomycota; Eurotiomycetes; Chaetothyriales; Herpotrichiellaceae
Exons: 1
Coding region: 1-1725 (574 amino acids)
Source: RefSeq, a predicted model, not a curated record
AUGCGGCCAGCAGAAUCAACCUCCCAUCCCUACAUCCUAGAGACAUCCCGGGGCUCGCUCAAGGGCGUGGAACAACGCAACCUUGAGGGAACACCAAUUCUUUAUCGCUUUACCAAAGUCCCCUACGCACUGCCACCCACGGGGCCCCGUCGCUGGCGUCGCCCCCAGGCAUUACCACAGGACUUUACAUUCAACAACCCGCAAGGCGCUCCAGGGGACUAUACACGUUUUGGGCCCAUCUGCCCACAACCGCACUAUGACCAUGGCUCGAUCGCCAUUGCGAAUCCGAAUGCAGCUCCGCCCGUCAAGAACGAGCAGGACGAAGACUGCCUCUAUCUGAACAUCUGGGUACCGGCUUCGCCUCCUCCAAACAAGAAAGGGUGGCCGGUGCAGUUCCACAUCCAUGGCGGCUGGCUCCAGGUCGGCGACGCCCUACAGCAGAACGACUCAGACCCCUUUGACCUGAUCGCACACACGACGCCGCGCAUCAUCGUCUCACCCACCUAUCGGCUCAACCUGUUUGGCUUCCUCGCCGGGUCACAUCUCGCCAGCCUCAAAGAAGAUGCCUCGCCGUCCAAUUACGGCUUCUGGGACCAACGUUGUGCGCUGGAGUGGGUGGCUCAGAACAUCGACCUGUUCGGCGGCGACGCGUCCAAUAUCACCGUGGGAGGCCUGUCGGCGGGUGCCAACAGCACUUUCUUCCAGCUGAAUUACGACACGCUCUUGCCCCCGGAACAGAGACUGAUCCGGCGAGUCUACCUGUGGUCCAAUGCAGUGGCGAUCCAGCCGAACCCGACCACCUCGCCGGUGUUGACGCAGCAGUUCGACGAUCUCUGCGAAAAGUUCGGCAUUCCCGCGUCCAGCAGCCCCCGCAAGAAACUUGACCGGCUUCGCCAGAUCCCGGCCAAGGACCUGAUCGCGUCGCUGGCCACGAUGAAGAUGCACACCUUCCGCGCCUCGACCGACGACUGUUUCAUCCCCGCCACCUUCCUCGCGGCGCAGCACUCUGGGUCAUUCACGACGCGCCUCGCCGAGAACGACAUCUCGGUCGUCCUCGGCGAGGUCUGCGACGAGAAGGAGCUCUACAAGAUCGUCAAUCCGCCCUCGUCGUACGAUGGCCUCAUGACCCAGUUGGCCAACUACUAUCCCGCACACGUGGUCCAGGCCCUGCUGCCGCUAUACUCGCUGCCACAGCGCAGCUCCACCAACGCGGCCGAGUGGGCCGAGGUGUUCAGCCAGAUCGUGGCGGACGCACAGGUGCACGCCUCGCUGCGGGGACUCACGCACGUCCUGCUCAACCCGCCCUUAAAAGGGCCCGGCGGCAGUGUCGUCAAGCCUCUUCCCGCGGCCAACGUGCACCGGUACCGCAUCUCGUGGCGCGCUCAGAACCUCGACCGCUGGAUCUCGCCAUCGGUCGGGGUCUGCCACGGCCUAGAUGGCCCGAUCUGGUGGGCCAGCGGCUGGCGCGCCGACUGCACCGACGAGGACAAGGCGGUGAUCAAGCGCUUCCUGGCGCCGUUCGGUGCUUUCUUGGCUGGGGAGCCUCUCCCGGGCAGCAGCGGUGCUCGGUACAUCCAAUGGUGGCUGGAUCCGCGGGGCAACGUGGUUGAGGACAAGGAGGACGAGCUGUGGGACCGCGGAAUGCGCAUCUGGGACACGGUGUGGGCAUCACAGAAGGGCCUGGUGGCCAAGGAGAAAAGGGAAGGGAGCGAGAGCCGGUUGUAA